Molecule: messenger RNA, 1138 nt
Organism: Galeopterus variegatus (Sunda flying lemur)
Lineage: Eukaryota; Metazoa; Chordata; Mammalia; Dermoptera; Cynocephalidae
Product: MAGUK p55 subfamily member 7-like
Exons: 14
Biological process (GO): protein localization to adherens junction
Cellular component (GO): cell-cell junction; plasma membrane
Molecular function (GO): protein binding
Source: RefSeq, a predicted model, not a curated record
AUUCAUGAAAAACUUCACUACUACGAGAAACAGGGCCCUGUACCCAUUCUCCAUGGCGCAGCAGCCUUGGCCGAUGACCUGGCCGAAGAGCUUCAGAACAAGCCAUUGAACAGUGAGAUCAGAGAGCUGUUGAAACUACUGUCAAAACCCAAUGUGAAGAUGAUAAAUCAUGCAGCCACUCUAAUUGUGAGCUUAUUAAAAAGUUUGGAUUUCAUCCAAACUGGAAAGCCAGUGAAAGGAUUUAUACAGGGAAGUGACACAGACUCGGUCAAAAUAAUCCGUCUGGUCAAAAAUAGAGAACCACUGGGAGCUACCAUUAAGAAGGAUGAGCAGUCUGGGGCGAUCGUUGUGGCUAGAAUCAUGAGAGGAGGCGCAGCAGACCGAAGUGGUCUUAUUCAUGUUGGUGAUGAACUUAGGGAAGUGAAUGGGAUACCAGUCGAGGAUAAGAGGCCUGAAGAAAUAAUACAGAUUUUGGCUCAGUCUCAGGGAGCAAUUACAUUUAAGAUUAUACCCAGCAUCAAAGAGGAGACACCAUCUAAAGAAGGCAAGAUGUUUAUCAAAGCCCUCUUUGACUAUGAUCCUAAUGAGGAUAAGGCAAUUCCAUGUAAGGAAGCUGGGCUUUCUUUCAAGAAGGGAGAUAUUCUUCAGAUUAUGAGCCAAGAUGAUGCAACGUGGUGGCAAGCAAAGCAUGAAGGUGAUGCCAAUCCCAGAGCAGGCUUGAUUCCCUCCAAGCAUUUCCAGGAAAGGAGAUUGGCUCUGAGACGACCAGAAAUAUUAGUUCAGCCCUUGAAAGUUUCCAACAGGAAAUCAUAUGAGGAAACAGUUGAGUGUGAGGAAAUUAAAGAAGAUGCUGAAUAUGCUGGUAACAACAGUGGAGCCUAUAUAGCUGGUUUUAGAAGAAGUUUUCGUCUCAGUAGAAAAGAUAAGAAAACAAAUAAAUCCAUGUAUGAAUGCAAGAAGAGUGAUCAAUAUGAUACAGCCGACGUACCCACCUAUGAAGAAGUGACACCAUAUCGACGACAAACUAAUGAGAAAUACAGACUCGUUGUCUUGGUUGGUCCUGUAGGCGUAGGGCUGAAUGAACUGAAACGAAAGCUGCUGAUCAGUGACACACAACACUACGGUGUGACAGUGCCCC